UGCUACGCGUUAGAAUAUUGGUGCAUAUUUAAACAUAAUUUGUAGCUGACUAAACGAGCUGCACCCGACCGAAGAGCUCCGAAAUACCUUCUCCAAUAUCCUUAACAAAAUUAAUAACCCACAGUGCAUAUUUUUGGUUUAACAACAAACAACUUUGGAAUAAUAUAUUUUUAUUCAAUUUUUAUUACACAAAAGAAAGAAUGACCGUGAUGACUGGACCUAAUUUUGCACCCCAUUCAUGGGGUGGGCAUGGAGGAGGUUUUGGCAAUCAGACUGUGGUGGACAAAGCAUUGCCAGAUAUGCUUCACUUAAUUGACCCUUACUGGUAUCAUUUUCCUCCAAUGAAUCCAUUGUGGUACGGCAUUUUGGGUUUUGUUAUUGGAUGUUUGGGAUUUGUGUCAUUUGUUGGAAAUGGAAUGGUCAUCUUUAUAUUCAGCACUACAAAAUCUCUUCGAACACCCAGUAAUCUUUUUGUCAUCAAUUUGGCUUUUUCAGAUUUUUGCAUGAUGUUAUGCAUGUGUCCAGCUAUGGUGAUAAGCUGUUAUUAUGAGACAUGGGUAUUAGGACCAUUUAUGUGUGAACUUUACGCGAUGACUGGAUCCUUGUUUGGAUGUGCCUCCAUUUGGACGAUGACAAUGAUUUCCUUUGACAGGUACAAUGUUAUUGUCAAAGGAUUGGCCGGUAAACCAUUAACUAUCAGUGGAGCAAUUCUUCGGAUAAUGGGCCUUUGGAUUUGGGCUGUUGUAUGGACUAUCUUCCCAAUGUUAGGAUGGAACCGUUAUAUACCAGAAGGAAACUUAACAGCAUGUGGAACAGAUUAUCUAAAUCAAGAUUGGUUCUCCAGGUCUUACAUCCUUGUGUACAGUUGUUUCGUAUACUUUAUGCCACUUUUCUUAAUUAUAUACAGCUACUACUUCAUCAUUGCAGCUGUAUCAGCUCAUGAAAAAACAAUGCGCGAGCAAGCUAAGAAAAUGAAUGUUGCUUCCCUUCGAUCUGCUGAAAAUCAAAGUGCAAGUGCUGAACAUAAACUCGCUAAAGUAGCAUUAAUGACCAUUUCAUUGUGGUUUAUGGCAUGGACACCAUAUUUAGUUAUCAAUUAUGCUGGCAUUUUCCAAACAGUGAGAUUAACGCCAUUAUUCACAAUUUGGGGAGCUGUUUUCGCUAAAGCAAAUGCAGUCUAUAACCCAAUUGUAUAUGGCAUCAGCCAUCCAAAGUACCGAGCAGCUCUUUUCCAGAGAUUCCCAUCUCUUGCUUGUGCAAGUGAACCAGCUGGUGGAGAUGCCGUUUCAACAACUUCUGGUGUUACAACUGUGGCAGAUGGAGAAAAAGCUGCUGCAUAAAUAAUACACAUGACGAGGAGUUACAAAACGUAACAUUUAAAAUCAAACAAGAAAAAUCUGUGCGCGAGUGGGAAAAAUUGGCGUUACAUCUCAAAUAAUUUAUACUUUUGACUAAUCAGAAAACAUUUAAAUUUGUCAAUUGGAAAUAAUUAACACUUGCUUUAAAAACAUGUGCCAAUUGUAAAUAUUAAUCACAUUUAAGAUGUUUGAACAUGAAAAGCGAGUAAAAUUCAAUUAAUUUGUUACAUUCUGCCAAGAAAACUAAAAAAUUUUGCAAUUAGAAACAGUAAUUCAGUUUGGAGGAAAAAAUUUACAUACAUUUAAAAACUAUUUCCUUUCAUUUAAAAUUUUGAUAAUAAAUUUAAUAUAAUGUUAAAUAAUUUUUUAAAAUAAAGAAUUUUUAGGAAAUAUAAAAAUAAAAUAAUUUUAAAAGAAAGGAAUCUUCUUAGUUUACUGGUGUAUAUUGCUUGCAUACAGAAUGAAUAUUUUUUUCAAUUGAACUAUCAUUAAUUUUAUGAUACGUUUUUACACCACAACUCGUGUCAUUUACAAAUAAUGACUAGGUCAAUUCAAUAAAACAAUCAUUUAUUUGUGUAGUAUUUAAUAUAAAUUCCAGUUUACAAGGAAAAACACUGAACUUCUGUUAAGUUAUUUUAAAACAUCUGGUGAUAUUGUAAUAUCUGUACCUAAUUUUGUAAGUCUAAUAAACCCUUUAAGCUAUAAUAAAA
Leptopilina boulardi is the source of this 2068-nucleotide messenger RNA. RefSeq names its product rhodopsin-like. Bases 201 to 1340 code for a protein of 379 amino acids. Gene Ontology annotation, cellular component: membrane. NCBI's taxonomy places the organism in Eukaryota, Metazoa, Arthropoda, Insecta, Hymenoptera, Figitidae. Gene Ontology annotation, biological process: G protein-coupled receptor signaling pathway; phototransduction; visual perception. The record is from RefSeq and is a predicted model, not a curated record. The transcript has 6 exons. Gene Ontology annotation, molecular function: G protein-coupled receptor activity.